GUCUCUUCGUCACUGCGGUGGUAAAGUGUCAGUUAGCUCCUUCAGUCCUGACCCAGCAGACUCUCUGUAUGUCUGGAUAAACCUCUGAAUGGACUUCUAGAGGUUCUCCUUUGGUUCUGGAUGUUGUUCCUCGGACUCAUCUCCCGCUACAAAGACAUUGAAGUUAGCUUAGCAUGCUAACAGCGCGAGUCCCAGUUUAAAGGAGAGGAAACGGGCUUUGUGACGGACUUUGUGUGGAGAAAACGUUUCUGUCGUUGGGGGGAAAUGUCUAAAGUCCAAAUGCUGAGAUGUUUCGUCAACCAGCGACUCACUGCGGCUGCGCAGGAGAUAUGUGGGCUGUUUGAAAGAACGAUAGCAGAGUACGAGGAGGAACUUUGUGCUUCUAGAGAGGAGAACGAGCGACACAGGAAACGACUGCACGUGGGCACAAACUACCACAUCCGGUCACAACGAGCAGACGUCCAGCAGCUGUUGGAGGUUCAAGAAGAGGUUCCCCUUGAGCAGCAGGACUGGAGCUCCAGUCUGGACCAAGAGGACCCAGAACCCCCCCACAUUAAAGAGGAACAGGAGGACCCAGAGCCCCCCCACAUUGAAGAAGACCAGGAGGACCCAGAGCCCCCACACAUUAAAGAGGAAGAGGAGGACCCAGAGCCCCCACACAUGGAAGAGGACCAGGGUCUGAAUAAUGAGUUUUAUGUCAGUGAUCCAACAUGUAGUUCUGGUGAGAAACCACUAGGCUGCUCUGAAUGUGGGGAAAGAUUUCUCACGGAAGAUUUGAGGAAACACAUGAAAAUCCACACAAGAGAGAGAACUUUAAGCUGUCAAGUCUGUAAGAAAACCUUUAAACACAGUGGAAGUGUCCAGAGACAUUUGCUAACUCACACACGAGAGAAACCCUUCAGCUGCUCCGUCUGUGAGAAAAGCUUUAGGCGCAAGUCACGUCUGAAGUUACACAUGAUGAUGCACACAGGAGAGAAACCCUUCAGCUGCUCACAGUGUGGGAGAGGCUUCACUGAAAGGGCAAGUCUAAAGAGACACAUGACGAUCCACACAGGAGAGAAACCGUUCAGCUGCUCCGUCUGUGAGAAGACUUUUAUCCACAGAGGGAAAUUGAAAGGACACAUGAUAACUCACACGGGAGAGAAACAGUUCAGCUGCUCCGUCUGCACAAAGUAUUAUACGCGGAUGGAACAUUUAAAGAGACACAUGUUAACUCACAGAGGAGAGAACUCCCUCUAGUGGUUCUGGUUGUGACUCCCUCACUUGGAAACAAGACCGUCAGAUCCUGGAGCUCCCUCUCAGUGACUCACUUCUAACUUGGAGGACUCUGUCCAUGAUCUGUCCCUUCAUCACGGGAUCGCUUGUUGCGUUGAAAAAGAUGCUUGUAAUUGUAUAAUAGAUGUUUUUUCCUUUUACAAUGGAAUAUGAUCAGCAUAUUUAAGGCAAUAAACUUCUCUUUCUAAAGA
Molecule: messenger RNA, 1466 nt
Organism: Pseudoliparis swirei
Lineage: Eukaryota; Metazoa; Chordata; Actinopteri; Perciformes; Liparidae
Product: gastrula zinc finger protein XlCGF7.1-like
Exons: 2
Coding region: 265-1239 (324 amino acids)
Biological process (GO): regulation of transcription by RNA polymerase II
Molecular function (GO): DNA-binding transcription factor activity; RNA polymerase II cis-regulatory region sequence-specific DNA binding
Source: RefSeq, a predicted model, not a curated record